GGUUCAGUGGGACAUGCAGACACAUGUUAACAGUUUGGCGCGCUUCAGUUUACAAAUGUGGAGGAGUGGGUUUCUCAGGGGGACCGCCUGUCUCUCAAAAGGGGCAGGGCACUGUAGUCCAUGUAAACACUCUCAGCUUCCUCCAUGGCGAUAUCUCUCUGUCUUCCAGCCAUGCCUUCACCCAACACGGCAGUAUUCGUUCAGAGCACAAACUUGGUAUAGCUUUGAAAGCAAAUUAAGGCCAACAGUUGCCUUACAUUUCUGCAGAACUUUAAGAAAAGAUGCAAAGUCUUCAAUAGAUUUCCCGCUCCACCCCCUCACGGUGACUGACAUCAAACAGUAUCUUCGUUCUAAAGAAAUCCCUUUUCAUGACGGAUACAGCUGCUUACAUGCUCCUAGUAUCUUUCUGGGACUGGCUCCUGAGGGAUCUGGAAGAGAAAAUUACUCGCUGUACAUUGAUAAAACCACUGGACAGUUUCUGUGCAAGGAGACUUUAGUGGAGGGGAGCUGGGAAGACCUGCAGGAUUGCAUUGAGGUGAUGUUGAAUGAGGGUCAGGCUUACAUCAGCCCUAAUGUCCUGUUGGGAUUUCCAGAGAGUCUGGAGGAGCAAGAGGAGAGAGAGAUGGAGCUGAGGGAGGUGCAGCGGAUCUGGAGUAGCUCCAUGCCUUUUUCUGAUCUCCAGGAAGAGGAGGCACAGCUUGUUAAAACCAUGUUCCAGAUUGGGAAACUAACCAAUGCCACACUGAAGAAGUUUGGGGUCAGGUUCUUUAAGCCCACCAAGAGUUUGGUGUUUCCUUGGUUUAGUGGGCGUGACUUAAGUCUCCGGGGUGUUAAACUGCUUUCUGCUGCCCUGAAUGAUGACAGGCGGGUUGUCUAUAACGAAGCCACAGUUCCAAAAGUAUCAAACUACCACAAUCUCUUUGGCCUCCCUCUGAUUGGAUGGAAGGAUGUUGAGGUAGUGCUAACAGGGCGUGAGUUAGACAGCAUGGCGGUAAAUCAGGCCACUGGCCUCCCAUCUUUAGCAUUGCCACGGGGUGUCAGCUGUCUACCCCCAGUACUCCUCCCGUAUCUGGAGCAGUUCAAGAAAGUGACAUUGUGGUUGGGGGGAGAUAUGCGCUCCUGGGAAGCCUCAAAAAUCUUCUCUAGGAAACUUGGACUUAAGCGCUGCUCUCUGGUCAGGCCAGGAGAGUUUCACCCGUGCCCAAGUGAGGCACUGUCCCAGGGCAGGAACCUAGCACGCAUCAUCAAGGCUUCCAUUCCUGCUGCCCACAAGUCCAUCGUGUCCUUCAAGCAGCUCAGGGAGGAUGUGUAUGGAGAGCUUGCAAAUGUGGUGCAGGUGGCUGGAAUACAAUGGUCUAGAUUCCCAGAGCUUAAUCGAAUUCUUAAAGGUCAUCGCAAAGGGGAGCUGACUGUUUUCACAGGUCCCACGGGCAGCGGAAAGACCACCUUCAUCAGUGAGUGUGCCCUAGAUCUGUGCAUGCAGGGUGUCAACACAUUAUGGGGCAGCUUUGAGAUCAACAAUGUGCGCUUGGCCAAAAUUAUGCUGACCCAGUUUGCCAAGCAAAGGCUGGAGGAGAACCUGGACCAAUAUGACAUGUGGGCUGACAAGUUUGAGGACCUGCCUUUGUACUUUAUGACCUUCCAUGGACAGCAGAACAUCAAGACUGUUUUGGAUACCAUGCAGCAUGCUGUUUACCUGUAUGAUAUCAGUCAUGUGAUCAUUGACAACUUGCAGUUUAUGAUGGGUCAGGAGAACCUGUCUUUGGACAAAUUUGCUGUACAAGACCAUAUAAUUGGAGUCUUCAGGAACUUUGCCACAAAUAGCAGCUGUCACGUGACCUUAAUUAUCCACCCUCGGAAAGAGGAGGAUGAUAAAGAGCUGCAGACAGCAUCUAUCUUUGGUACAGCGAAGGCCAGUCAGGAGGCAGAUAACGUGCUCAUCCUUCAGGAGAAGAAAUUGGUGACGUGUCCAGGCCGUAGAUCCCUACAGGUAGCUAAGAAUCGCUUUGAUGGGGAUGUCGGCAUCUUUCCCUUAGAGUUUAAUAAAGCCUCGCUUACAUUCUCGGCUCCUGUGAAGGGAAAGCAGAAGCUCCGUCAGGUCAAAGUGGAUAAGAAUAACAGCGGAGAGGAAAUAAAGGAGACUGAACCCAAGGAAAUAAAGGAGACUGAACCUAAAGAAAAAAGUAAUAAAGCUCUCAAGCCUGCCAAAGUGAAGACAUCAAGGACAGUUAAGGGGUCAGCAGCAGGAAAGGAAGCUGCAGAUGGAGAAGGAAAUAAUCAGUAGUGUAGAGAAUAUAGAUGUAUUGAGAGAUCAAGUGAAGCUUAUGUGAGACUUCUAGUUGUCUUAGUGGUCAAAUCAUAGAAGCUACAUAUCAAUCUGUAAAUGUGUAAUACAUGAAAAUGUAUGUUGCUGCUGCAUGUUUGCUAUUGAGUUGGCAAAUAUCAAUGGCUUGAGUUCAAUGUGUCUGUUGUCAUGUGUCAUUGUGUAAAGGAGUGAAUGAAACUGAAUGCUUGUUAGUAAUUUAGAUCUCCCUGAAAAAGCGAUAACAGGUUGUCUUAUUCAAAAAAAAUUUGUACUCGUUCUUACACAACAAAUUAUUUUUGUUUUCAAAAUGAUAUUCCUGAUCAGUUAUAAAAACCAUUUUGAUGGUUUGAAGCACUUAAAAUCUGAUAUAGGACCCCAGUACGGUACGCAUUUGUAGAAAUCCUGCCAUUUCAUCAAUAUAAAAAAAAAACAUUCUGGAUAAUGUUCAAAAUGUAAUGUGAUCUCUGUCUUUUAUAAUGGUCAUUGUUAGGAGAAAAGUGUCAAGUGCAAAUAAGCAAGCUAUGUAUUGUAAAGGAGACUGAAAAUGUUUUAAUAA
Molecule: messenger RNA, 2861 nt
Organism: Xyrauchen texanus (razorback sucker)
Lineage: Eukaryota; Metazoa; Chordata; Actinopteri; Cypriniformes; Catostomidae
Product: twinkle mtDNA helicase-like
Exons: 6
Coding region: 14-2284 (756 amino acids)
Biological process (GO): mitochondrial DNA replication
Cellular component (GO): mitochondrion
Molecular function (GO): single-stranded DNA binding; ATP binding; 5'-3' DNA helicase activity
Source: RefSeq, a predicted model, not a curated record